AUGCGCAAACCAGCCAGGUUUUUCAGCCUGGCCAAACCUAAACUGCGACAGUCAUGGAACAAGUAUAACAUGUACAACAUCUACCGCAACGCCGCCAGAGAACCAAUCAUCAGGGGUACGCCUACCUUCUUCCAGCAGAAAUGGGGCGCGAAAUCGAGAGCUCGUGCGUACCACGGCGAGCACAUUCCCGAAAAGAAAUGGGUGCGCCUCUUCUCGCCACGCCUCCUAUCGGCAGUCGACAUGCCUCCUGAAUAUCUAGCCGCGCACGAUGGCUCUGAGCAGGCAGCCGGUCGCGGCUCAGGCUUGAGCACUUUGGAUGUUGACGCGCAGAGUUAUUCGCGGGUACCAGUACCUGUUGUCAAGCAGGAUAAGCUUGUAUCGCCCAACGAUCUCAUCUCCAAACAAUAUCACGACAUGACUCCUUACAUGCAAAUGACGUUUGCCCCUCUCGAGAGAAGACUAGAUACGGCUAUAUUCCGCGCCAUGUUUGCGACGAGCGUGCGACAGGCACGCCAGUUUGUUCUGCAUGGUGCAGUCAAGGUCAAUGGCAAAAAGUUACUACAUCCUUCAUACCAACUGAACCCGGGUGAUAUGUUCCAAGUCGACAUCGAAAAGGUCAUGUACGCCACGGGGGUGCAGAAAUCCAACAAGAAUAGUUGGCCUGGGUUGGAAGAGAAGCUUGCAUCUAGAAAGAGAAUUUCCGAACGCAAUCACGCUGCCCAGGCUGGAAAGCAUGCGCCCAUCGCAGAGGACCAAGGGGAAGGUGAAGCUGCGGCCGAAGCUGCGACUGAAGCUUCUGCUGAUGAGGGAGACGUUACCGAAGGCGAGGCUGCAUUGCCAGAGCUGUCUGAGGAAGCCGAACAAGGCUGGCAACGAAAUGAAUUGAAGGCAUUCCUGCGACGCUGCAAGGCCGUUUUGGCGUCAGAGGCCAAGAAUCUAUCUGCCACAGAAAAGCAGAAUCUGCGCCUGCUUCGAUCGGAUGCGAAACGACUGUUGUCACGCCCUCAGGACAGUGAACUAGACGUUGCGGAGCUGAUGCAGGAGCUUCAGCUUGUUAUCAAGAACCAGGAAGUUUUGGCUCAGUUAGACACGAAGCACACAGCUACACAAGCGUCGGCCACGGAGGGUGGCAAGACAGCCGAGGAGCCGCAGUUUAAUCGAGAAAAGCAAUAUCGUCAGACUCUUGAUGGGCUGUCAGAGGAGCAAAAGGAGCGGGCAAAGGAGAUUGUGGGCACGGCGCGACUAUCCAACGACGAGAUGCGCAAGCUCAAGGCGCUGUUACUGGCCGACGAGGAAAAUCCCGUGGACGAGAAGAAGCCCCGUCUAUCUACGCCACCCGGUAGCGAGAAAGGGGCGGGCCGAGGUGCCGACACCGUUCAGCUACCUGACAAACCAGCUGGUUCACAACUGGUAUCUGCAGCGUGGUUGUAUGUUUGGUGUACCAAGUACGACGAUGUUGGGUGGACAUGGGAUGAGUGGCCGGAACGAGCGGCUCAGGCCGAUGAGGCAGCGGGAAACUAA
Messenger RNA from Cordyceps militaris CM01, 1521 nucleotides. Its product is annotated as 30S ribosomal subunit S4. The transcript has 5 exons. Gene Ontology annotation, biological process: positive regulation of translational fidelity. Bases 1 to 1521 code for a protein of 506 amino acids. Gene Ontology annotation, molecular function: structural constituent of ribosome; rRNA binding. The record is from RefSeq and is a predicted model, not a curated record. NCBI's taxonomy places the organism in Eukaryota, Fungi, Ascomycota, Sordariomycetes, Hypocreales, Cordycipitaceae. Gene Ontology annotation, cellular component: mitochondrial small ribosomal subunit.